AUGGCAUCCAGUAUGUGGCUUCAUUAUGUCUGGUGUCUUGUCAUUUUGGCCCCAGCUUCGCUGGCGCAGAAGUGCUGGAGGGAGACGACGUGCUCGGGUCCGGAAGAUAGCGCCUUCCCGGGACCGUGGGACAAGUACAUCUAUGCGCCGGCUUCUCGGACUGUGGAGUCCAUGGGAGUGUUUACCCUAUCGGGGGCGAACUCGUCAGAGGACUAUACGAGAUCCAUACCAUAUACACUUCAAGGCAAUGGGUCAGCGGUAGUAUUUGACUUCGGCAUCGAAGUCGGCGGUGUCAUCACCCUCAACUAUACAUCAACAAGCAGCGGGGCUUUAGGGCUGGCCUUCCCUGAGGCGAACAGCUGGAUCCGGGAGAGGUCAGAUACAUCUGACGAUGCCCCGGGAUCUCUUGACAGGGCGCUGUAUGCGAAUUUUACCGAAGCCGGAGAGGGAAGCUAUUCUGUGCCCGAUAAGGACAUGCGUGCGGGAUUCCGAUAUAUGGUCGUAUUUCUGCAAGCUGAUGGUCCGACGGAUGUCAGUAUAGACGGGGUGAGCUUGGAGAUUGCGUUUCAGCCGACAUGGUCGAAUCUCAGGGCUUACCAGGGGUAUUUCUUCUCUGAUGAUGAAAUGCUUAACCGUGUCUGGUACAGUGGCGCUUAUGCGCUGCAGGUUGAUGAUAUGCCGGCCCCCGCUGUACGCCAGAGUUCUAUGGUGACGGCUGGGACGGUAACCAAUGAACCGAUAGGAUCUGAUGAUACGGUGUUCGUGGAUGAGAUCAAGGAAGAUUAUGAGGUAUGGCCAGGCGACAUGGGAAUAAGUGUCUUGUCGUCAUUUGUUAGUACCGGCGACUUGGAGAGUACCAAGAGCGCAUUGCAGAAAGUAUACAACACACAGAGUAAUUCGACAGGAGCUUUCGAUGAACCAAGGGGACAGUUCAACCUGAAGGGUCUUGACAUUUACCAUUUGUGGUCUAUGAUUGGGACAUUUUACUAUGUCCUCUAUAGCAACGACACUGACUUUCUCGAACGAAAUUGGGAAGGAUACAAGAGUGCUAUGAGCUACAUCUACCGGAAAGUAGACAGCACACGUGGUCUGCUACACCUUACAGACACAUGUAAUCAGGACAAAUUACAGCAAGUGUCGAACAACCUAGAGACACAGAUGAUUCUGUAUCACGCCCUGGAAACAGGAGCGCAACUCGCUACCUGGACACCGAACAGUCUAACCAUCUCAGACAAAUGGAGCAAGCAAGCAGAGGACCUAAAACAAGCCAUCAACACGCACUACUGGGAUGACGACUACGGCGCCUUCAAAGUCAACACCACAGACACAACCCUAUACCCCCAACGCGUAAACAGCUUAGCCCUCAUCUACAGGCUCGCCAACCCAGCCCGCUCCUCCCGAAUCUCAGAGAACCUGACCAAAAACCGGACCCCAAUCGGCGCCGUCACCCCAAAACCCAGCGGAACCCUCUCCCCCUUCACCUCCACCUUCGAAAUCCAAGCCCACUUUGCAGCCGGCCAGCCCGCACGAGCCCUAGACCUCAUCCGCCGCAGCUGUGCCUGGUACCUCCAACCCCCCAACCAAACGAGCAUCCCUCUCUCGACCAACCCGCAAAACAACCCAUCCAAACACAAAGACUCCUCCCCCAACACACCCCACCCACCCAACCAACCCACAUCCCUUACACACACCCUAACAAAAUACACCCUCGGCUUAUCCAUAACCUCCCCAAUAGGCCUCACCUGGAAAAUCGCGCCCCAAUUCGGGGAUCUCCACCGCGCAGAAGGCGGCUUCACCACCCCGCUAGGGAAGUACUGGGUUUCGUGGGAGACGCGCGCUGACGGGUACGAUCUGGCGUUCGCGGUGCCGAGCGGAACGAGGGGGAAUCUGACGCUGCCGUUUGUGAGGGAAGACCGGAGACCGUCGAUUCGGAUUGAUGGGAAUGAUAUCUUGAGGGGCGUUUGGUGGGAUGAGUGGGCGGGGACGGCUACUGUUGUUGUUAGUGGUGGGGGAGGGCAUGAGGUUGUUGUUAGGGGGUGA
Molecule: messenger RNA, 2040 nt
Organism: Aspergillus campestris IBT 28561
Lineage: Eukaryota; Fungi; Ascomycota; Eurotiomycetes; Eurotiales; Aspergillaceae
Product: putative alpha-L-rhamnosidase B
Exons: 3
Coding region: 1-2040 (679 amino acids)
Biological process (GO): carbohydrate metabolic process
Source: RefSeq, a predicted model, not a curated record